Messenger RNA from Pseudogymnoascus destructans, 210 nucleotides. RefSeq lists its product as uncharacterized. Bases 1 to 210 code for a protein of 69 amino acids. The record is from RefSeq and is a predicted model, not a curated record. The transcript is spliced from 2 exons. Lineage: Eukaryota; Fungi; Ascomycota; Leotiomycetes; Thelebolales; Thelebolaceae.
AUGGAUGAGGCUAUGAGCGGUCCUGGGACCAAGAGUUGGAGCGGCGGCAAGGAAGCCGCAAGAGUUGAAAGAGAAAACGCCGAAGGAAUCGAUGAUAGAAGCGGUGAUGUAAGCGGUGAUCGAAACGGCAAAGGACAUGGCGAAGGAAACGGCGAAGGAAACGGCGAAGAAGACCGGGAGAGGAAAGCGAGCGAGGAAAUUGAGAAAUGA